Molecule: messenger RNA, 801 nt
Organism: Mesorhabditis spiculigera
Lineage: Eukaryota; Metazoa; Nematoda; Chromadorea; Rhabditida; Rhabditidae
Source: the annotation of a GenBank genome assembly
AUGGAAUGUCCAUUGUUACAGGCUCGCGCCGCGCCGACCCUAUUUGGCAACGAAAUCGACGGCAAUGUAGGCGAGGUGGUACGCACCCCGAACCAGGUGGUUUACUUCUGGCCGUCCCUGACCGAUCCGGAAAAGACGCUGCUCCGCGACGCCUUCUGGCAGAUUCAGCGCAGAACGUGUCUGCGAUUUGAGGAACAGGAAUACAAGCCGUGGUUCCACGCUGACCGCUGGGAUGCCGCACGUCCCUACAUUCUCGUGCGCAAAAGCAAAAAGUACGCAGCCUACUCCGAGGGCACCGUCGAAAGCACCGUCGGCCGGACGAUCCUAUACGUCUCGGAGGCGUCGUUCAACAUGAAUUCGUACAACCACUCGAGGGGCGCAAUUAUGGACCAGCUGGUCCGGUUUAUGGGCCUAAAACGAGAAAUCUACCGCCCCGACGCCCCCUCCUACAUUCAGCCGAUCGGCGCGGGGCAGACGCUGUCGCGUGCACCACAGUUUCACGCGGCGCAACUGGAAUGGCCCUUCGACCCGGAGUCGAUCACGGUACCGCUGUGGGCCCGUGAUAUUUAUACGCUUACCGAGUACUGCCCGGCCAGGAAUAGUGCUGAUAUUGGGGCCGGGCAGCGCGUUGGCCUAUUGACGAGGUGGGACACGAUCAAGCUGAACUCGAUGUAUUGCCCCGGGCAGAUUGUGGCGGACGCCGACCCGCACCGCGGCCCCUGCGUCGUCCCGCGCCAGAAAGACCUCGACGAGUUCCGGCGUCGCGCCUGGGCCUACAAACGCCUACAUAACAAUUGGAAU